Pecten maximus is the source of this 1344-nucleotide messenger RNA. RefSeq lists its product as uncharacterized. The transcript is spliced from 6 exons. The record is from RefSeq and is a predicted model, not a curated record. Bases 663 to 1271 code for a protein of 202 amino acids. Lineage: Eukaryota; Metazoa; Mollusca; Bivalvia; Pectinida; Pectinidae.
CUGAGUCCUGUAAUUACCCUAACGAUGAAACCUAAAGAUAAACAGUGUAAAGUCAGUCACUGUUCCACCCUAUACAACCCCGAACCGGUCACAGGUAUUGAAGGUCAACGUUAACAAUGGUAUUCAAUCUAACCCGUAUUUCACCCCAAACUUGUAUAGAGUCGAUGUGUAGGGUGCUUAAGGUUCACUAUUUAAUCCACAAUGGACGGAAGAUGUACUACACCAAUGUGUUCCCCAGGAUAUGAAAGAUUUUUGAAAAUCUAUCGUUAUACCACCAUGGAUGACGACUGCAAAUGCAUUUCACACAGACAUACACGGAAGCAUCUUAAGUGCUAUUUGUUUUGUUUAUUCACGAUAUUAGAAGUGACUCUUGUAAAGUAAUCGUUGAUGUAAUAGAAAUUCAACUUAAGGAUAAUCAUGAGAUCUGCAAAGGUGUGGUACUCUUGAGGGGGACGAACCGAUCCUUCCCAUUGGUUGAUUGUACACUGGACGUAUCGACAUUCAUCUCAUCGGGUGGGGGUGACUUCAUUCUUCGUCCUAUCGGAGCUUCUGUCUGUGUUAGAAAGGACAAUACAAUACCGUGUCUUCUCCCGACUAGAUCCUUGAGCGACGUAGUGGUACUUGGGAGCGAAUGGCGAUGAUAUUCACGUUCGAGGUCGAAGAUGACCAGCAAAUUCAUCUGCUCCUGGCUUACUUUUGUUGACUAUGAAGACUACAGUGAGCACGAGAACACUCAUUUUAAUAUCGAUUUUAUGAAUGGGGUGCAAAGGAAAUAUGUGUUCCCUGGACUCAGUCACAUUCAGUCACCGGUGCCGGGAGCCAGUCACAUUGAGUCACCAGUGCCGGGAGCCAGUCACAUUGAGUCACCAGUGCCGGGAGCCAGUCAUAUUGAGUCACCAGUGCCGGGAGCCAGUCACAUUGAGUCACCAGUGCCGGGAGCCAGUCACAUUGAGUCACCAGUGCCGGGAGCCAGUCACAUUGAGUCACCAGUGCCGGGAGCCAGACAUCAUAACAUUGAAUCCAUAGAAUGGAGCGACAGUAUUGUCGCCAGGGAGACGUCAACUCCCAAACAACAGAACGCUUCUGCAUCAAUCAUCUUAAUUGAAGAUGAAGAUGAAUCCCCUCAACAAUACCAGCAGAGGAUCCUAAAGGGGCGCCAUAAAGAACUCCUCCAUAAGAGGGCUGGCUUAAUUAGAGAUAAAAAAAAAAUUGAAGAAACAUUACGAAACGUUACAGCUGAAUUGGAGAAGUUAAUUCCGUUAAUUAACUGAUGUGGAGGACAUUUUGUGCUGUAUUCGAAAUUUGGACUAUAUGAAAAAUAUAAUAAAUUUUUUCUUACCUUUA